ACAAGCGCUUCGAUAUUUCGAGAUGGGUCGAGCAGCCGGGCUGCCAUGCCUGCCUUGCCGGCCAAGCGGAAGCGGAGCAGCUCUUCGUCCAGCAGCGGCAGCUCCUCGAGCGGGGAGAAGAGCCCACAGGACCGCCUGAGGCUGGUGGCUUCGGAGUUCGAGCUCGUCAAGGACAAGGUGGAUGGCUACGUCUUGGGCCAAGCCGACCCAGAGCAGGGAGAGCACUCCGUCCACAAGACGGCGUCCUUCAUCAGCCAGGAUGCACCCAUCCGGGCGGAAAAGCGGGCGCAGCAUGUUUGGGUGGUGAAGGCAGGACAGGAGCAAGGCAAGUCCAAGUACACGCUGAGCCCAGAUGCUGCCUCCGUCGAUCCCCGGGACACAGCUAGAGUCUCCCGUGACAAGAUCCGCUGCGACAUCUGUGGGAACAAGAUGAAGAAGGCCUAUCGCGUUAGAUGCUUUCCACGGCGCACCCCGCAGGAUCUGCCUGAGGCAGAGAGCGACCGCAAGAUGCUGCCAGACAUAUUUCUGGUAGGCAUGCGCUGCAUGAAAGGCCUCCUUGGGGUGCCGGGACAGAAAUGUCCUGUCAGGACCAAGCUGCGAUCGGACAUCCGCAAGAAGCUGUUGAAGGGUACCAUCUUUCAGCCAGAAGAGAAGAAAGAGAACGAAAAGGAGAAGGAAGGGAAGGACGACGAGGCGUAUCAGGAGGUGGAAAUCGUCCACGCGCUUCAAACUGAGCUCGCGAAAGUCAUCGAGGACUGUGCAGGUCCGGAGGCCGCCUGGCGGCAGAUGCAGGAUACUCGCGAAGUCGGCAUACGAUCUGGAGCAAACUGCAGGGCCUUUGAAGAGAGACCCUACAGCGAAGAGGAGGAUGUGAGCGAGGACGAAGGCACAGAGAUCGAAGUGACGAAGCCUCAACGUGCACUGCCAAAGUCUCCAAAGCCGUCCAUGUUUUCGGAGAAUCACGAGUCUAUGCUGCCGCUAGUCGCAGAGGCGCUUACUGAUGUUCAGGCUCCGCAUCGCAUGUAUGCCACGCCUUUGCAAGGGUUUACACGGCCACCGUAUGUGAUCGUGAUCCCCACGUACGGCCGCCCAGAUCGGCUGUGCCGUGAGACGCUGUCAUUUCUGCGGCGCCAGAAGAUUCCGCAGAAUCUCAUCGAGAUUUGGCUGGCUCCGGGCCACGCUCCCGGCCAGGAGUUCUCCGAGAUGGAGCGCUAUCAGCGUGUGCUGGCACAGGACUGGCCAGAUGUUCAUAUCAGGGUGGGUGUCAAAGGCGUGAUGCAGCAGAGGUGGAGAAUUGGCCUGGAACAUCCAGAGGGCACCCACAUUGUUUCCUUCGAUGAUGACGUUCCCGAGGUCUUCGAAAAAGUGGCCACCGGAACAUCGCAGGAUACCUUGAAACCCAUGCCUCCUGGCGCCCUGGAGGCUCUCAUUCACCACGCUCGUGAUUUGAUGCACCAGGAGGGCUCGUACAUUUGGGGCUUGGCCCCCUCCGCAAAUCCCAUGAACAUGGUCUUGCACAGAAUCUCCCGUCGCAAUGGGAUGGUCAACGGGUUUGCAUAUGGCUACUUGAAUCGUCACGAAGAGCGAUUCAGAAGCGUGUACUGCUCACCCACUGAAGAUGUCGAGCGGAGCUGCCGCUUUUAUGACAAAGACGGGGUGGUGAUCCGCUAUUUGAUGUAUGCAGCUCGCACAAAAUUCAAAGCCCCAGAUGGCAUCAACUUGCUGUACCAAAAUUCUGUGGAGCGGAAGAAAGACGAAGAGCAGGCAAUCAUCAAGAUCAGUGAUGAGUUUCCUGGCUUGCUUCAGGUCCGAACAGGGGGCAGGCGGCGCAAAACUGAACAAGCAAUGAACUUCACCUUCAUUAGCAUAGGAUUGGGCCCACUCCUUCCCAAUGGCGUUGCUACAAGGCCAGAGCAGAAGGCGAGGGUUGUCAAGGAAAAGGCCAAGCUGUCGAAGCAGGCUGAAGAUGAGAAGCAGUUGCUCGAUAAAUGUGUUGCCAUACAGGAGUUCCUCCUGGAACAACAGGAAGACGCAGCGACAGCUCCCAAGAGCGAUGUUUCAAAUGUCCAGAAGCUUCUGGAGAGCGUGAUUGCUGGAGCCAAAGCAGACAAAGUGCUGUUGACUAAGAGGGCGCCAAAGUCCGCGCCGCAAGAAAAGCCGACGGCUUCCCCACCAAAGGAAGCCUUGGAGGAAGCUAAGGAUGGGUCGAUCUUGGAGCCUGCGAGGUCUGAGGGACCUGCGAGGUCUGAGGGACCUGCGAGGUCUGAGGGACCUGCAAGAUCUGAGGGACCUGCGAGGUCUGAGGGACCGCAAGCCUUUGAUCCUUUCGAAGAGGCCGCGGGUGAAGAGACGCCGCCGCAGAUGCUGAUGGCAUCAUCGCUGGCGAAGAUGUCUGCCUUCCGUGAGGAGUGGUGGAUGACCAUGGCCCCGGUGACUCCUCCAGAGCUGCGGCAUGAUCAAGUCCUGGCGGUGGACAGCCCAGAUGGCACGCGUACCCCGCCCCUGGCCUUCGAGCCGGCAAGUGAUAAUGACGAUGAUGUGGAAAUCCUGGCAGUUCACAUGCCGAAAAGACGGCUAGUGCCCCCGCGAUUGCUUCCUCCAGAUCUUCCAGGAGGAUGAUGCUGGACGAAACCCAUCGUUGCACCCAGAUCUGCCCACCGAGUUCUCGGACUUGGAAGAUGAUGAUUUGGGAAGAAGGCUUCAGGACACAGUUGAUGGGAAGACAAAUGGUGCCAUUUAGCGGGACAGAGCCUGCAGCAAUUCGAUUGCAUUGGAAUUGAAGUCGUUCGCGAGUGCAGUCAGCUGACUGCAGUGGAUCAUUUGAUAUGCCGGAAGGCUGUACAUUAGAAGCUCCGUCUGUUUACGGCGCGCUGCUUGGUGCGCAACUGGUCGCUGGCUACUCUGCCAGCCUACCGACAGAGUAGCUUCUCUUAGUGCAUCGUGGCACUGGGCAUGCCGCGCGUCAAAGUGCCAUGCACAACUCAUGACCCGGAAGAUGAAGUUGUGUUCCC
Molecule: messenger RNA, 3011 nt
Organism: Effrenium voratum
Lineage: Eukaryota; Dinophyceae; Suessiales; Symbiodiniaceae
Source: the annotation of a GenBank genome assembly